AUGGGCAAGAAAGACAAGAAGCAACGUCUCGAAGGAGCCGAACUUUCUGUGAGUUUUUCAUUGGGUUUUUUGGGUAAAAAACAUGGAGAAGGGAUGGAAAAUGAAAAAAGGAAAAUUUUUGGGACCGCCCGUUUUGGAAUUUGCGCGGGAAAUGGGAUUUUUGAGGAAUUUAUUGAUUUUUGUCUAGAAAACAGGGGGAUUUAGUAUGGAAAAGGUUUAGGGAGAGGAAAAUGGGGAUUUCACAGAUUUUGAGCCAAAAACUCUGAUUUCCUAUGAAAUUACAUGUGAAAACGAGCAUUUUGAGCUUGAAAAUCGGGUUUUUUCAAGUUUCCAUUCAAAAAAUGCGCAAUUUUCCCAUUAUUCCAGGAAGCUCAACACAAAGGUUCAUUCCAACUUCCAUCCUCAAACGAUGGUCCAAAACUCGACGCCUCUCAAUGGCCACUUCUCUUGAAAAACUACGAUAAACUCAAUGUUCGCACCAGUCACUACACUCCACAUACCGAAGGAGUUUCUCCACUCAAAAGAGACAUCAAAAGCUACGUCUCGUCUGGUUUCUUCAAUUUGGACAAACCAUCCAAUCCAUCGUCUCACGAAGUUGUUUCAUGGAUCAAGAGAAUUCUCCGAGCUGAAAAAACUGGUCACAGUGGAACACUUGAUCCAAAAGUGUCGGGUUGUUUGAUUGUUUGUAUUGAUAGAACUACACGAUUGGCUAAAUCUCAACAGGGAGCUGGAAAGGAAUAUAUGUGCAUUUUCAAGUUGCAUGAAGCUGUUGAUGAUGAGCGAAAAGUGAGACAGGCUUUGGAGAAGUUGACCGGAGCGCUUUUCCAACGUCCACCUUUGAUCUCGGCUGUUAAACGGCAAUUGCGUAUUAGAACUGUUUAUGAGAACAAAUUUGUUGAAUAUGAUCCUGAACAACAAAUGGGUAUUUUUAAGUGAGUAGGAGGUUUUACAUGAAAAAUUCAUAUUUUCAAAAUUAAAACUCAAUUUCCACGUCAUAGCUUGAAAAGGGAAUUUCAGCACGUGAACUAUGACGUGGAAUUUGAGUUUUAAUUUUGAAAAUAUGGAUUUUUCAUAUAAAACUAUAGUUGGACAUCGACUAAAUGACAUUGUCAUGUUUUUUAAGCAAAUGAGUUGAAAUAUUGGAUUCUAAUGUUAUUCAUAUGGUAGAAUGGUCUAAGACAAACAGAAUGAUAUAAAUUUGGAUGAAUUUACGUUAUCCAUAAGUGAUUUAGCGAGGCUUAGGCGAUAAGCCGUUAAAUCACUUAUGGAUAACCUAAAGUCAUCAAAAUUAAUAUCAUUCUGUUCGUCUUAGACCAUUCUAUCAUAUGAAUAACAUUAGAACCCAAUAUUUCAACUCAUUUGCUUAAAAAACAUGAAAAUGUCAUUUAGUCGAUGCUCAACUAUAGUUUUAUCUGAAAAUUCCAUAUUUUCACGAUUUUUUGAAAAUCUAAGAAUUUCAGCUCUGGAAACCCUGAUUUCUAAUAAAAUUUAAUGAAAAUCUAGAUUUUUUAGCUUGAAUUUCAUAAAUUUCAGCUUUCAAAUUACGAUAAAAUGCCAGAUUACCUAGAAAAAUCUAGAAUUUUCUUUCUAGGAAUUCAUGAGCUCAAAAUUGAGCCCUAAUCUCAAACCCCCUGAUUUCCAGCUGCGUCUGCGAAUCCGGAACCUACGUGCGAACAAUCUGCGUUCAUCUCGGUCUCAUUCUCGGCUGCGGUGGUCAAAUGCAAGAACUUCGCCGUAAUCGCUCCGGCAUCUGCGACGAAAACGAACAAAUGGUCACCAUGCACGACGUUUUGGAUGCGCAAUACUUGCUCGACACGCAAAAAGACGAAAGUUAUAUGCGACAUAUUGUUCAACCGCUCGAAGCGUUGCUCACUCAACACAAACGCAUCGUUGUUAAGGAUAGUUCGGUUAAUGCGAUUUGCUAUGGUGCAAAGAUCUUGAUUCCUGGCGUUUUGCGAUUUGAUGAUGAUAUUGAAGUUGGAAAAGAGAUUGUUAUUAUGACCACUAAGGGUUCGUACAGGAAAAUUUAUCUUUCGCGCAGCGGCCACGUGGAUUACUAUGAUAUGGCAAACGUCAUAUUAAUCCGCGUGGCCGCUUCGCGGAAGAUUCCGGCUUACACUCGCGCAGAGCGCUCGGGUCGAGCGGAGCGAGUGUAGACCGCAAGCUUCCGCGUAAGCGGCCACGUGGAUUACUAUGAUAUGGGAAACGUCAUAGUAAUCCACGUGGCCGCUGCGCGGAAGCUUGCGGUCUACACUCGCUCCGCUCGAAAAUCCACGCGGAGCGAGUGUAGACCGCAAGCUUCCGCGUAAGCGGCCAUGUGGAUCACUAUGAUAUGGCAAACGUCAUAGUAAUCCACGUGGCCACUAAAGCGGAAGCUUGCGGUUUACACUCGCUCCGCUCGAAAAACCUGUUUUUCACGAUUCCGUUGUCAAAAACAACUUAGCUCAACUCUAAAUAUGCGCUAUGACGUGGCAAAAUUCGAAAAAUCACUUUGAGAUGAAAACUAGCUUCAAAAAUGAUUUUCUUGCAAAUCUAAUAGAAUAUGGUUGUUCAGGAAGGUCGACUACAUAAUUUUUGAAUUCAUCUGAACUCAUGUGAUCGACACUUCUGAGCAACCAUAUUCUAUCAGAUUUGCAAGAAAAUUCAUUUUUGAAGCUAGUUUUCAUCUCAAAAAGUGCUGAUUUUUCGAAUCUUGCCACGUCAUAGCGCAUAUUCAGAGUUGAGCUAAGAAGUUUUUGACAACGAAAUCGUGAAAAAAUUAAUUUCAGUUCAUUAGAAAUUCUUAUAAAACAUGUUUCCCAGUAGAUUUUAACCUGUUUUUCACGAUUUCGUUGUCAUAAACAACUUUGCUCAACUCUCUAUGAUGACGUGGCACAAUUUAACCAGUGUCUUUACGAGAUUAUAAAUAGCUUCAAAAUUUAAUUUUCUUUAAAAAAAACCAUUUUUGAAACUAUUUGUAGACUUAGUGGCUUCAAAAAUGGUUUUUUUCAUAAAAAUUAAAUUUUGAAGCUAUUUGUAACCUCGUAAAGUCACCAAAUUUGCCACGUCAUCAUAGAGAGUUGAGCUAAGUGGUUUUUGACAACGAAAUCGUGAAAAACAGAUUAAAAUCUAUCAGGAAACAUGUUUGAUAAGAAUUUCUAAUGAACUGAAAUUAAUUUUAGGUUAAAAAUUCAGAUUUUCAACCUAAAAAUUCAGAUUUUCAACCUAAAAUUUCAGAUUUCAACCUAAAAAUUCAGAUUUUCAAGCUAAAAAUUUAGAUUUUUAAGCUAAAAAUUCAGAUUUUAACAUAAAAAUUCAGAUUUUCAACCUAAAAAAACCCCAUUGAUUUUCUUCCAGGAGAAGCAAUUUGUAUUGCAAUUGCUCAAAUGAGCACAUCAACAAUCGCGUCAGUCGAUCACGGAAUUGUUGCCAAAUCGAAACGUGUCAUCAUGGAACGAGAUGUUUAUGGCCGAAAAUGGGGAUUGGGACCGGUUGCAUCGAAAAAGAAGCAAAUGGUUAAGGAUGGAUUGUUGGACAAGUUUGGAAAAUCGACUGACAAAACACCCAAAUCUUGGGCUAAGGAAUAUGUUGCCACCAAUGUUAAGGAGGUACUUUUUUGGCUGGGAAAUCAGGAAAAAUGGCUGAAAUCCACGUGGAAAAUUGAUUUGUCUGAUCGGAAAUAUGGGAAAUUUGGCUGAAAUGUGAAAAUUAUGAAUUUCGAAUAUUUGCCUGGCAAAUUUUGCCACGUGGAUUUUCAGCUGAAAAUCCACGGAAUUUCUAAAUUUUGAUACGUGGAAAAUUUUUUGAAUAAAAACUACAGUAACCCUUUGAAAAUUGGCGCGAAAACAUGAAUUUUAAGCCUACGAAAAAGCCACGUGGAUUUGAAGCAACUGAAAAAUCCUCUUGAAAGUUUUUUUCAAAAAUUUUUGAAUCCAAAAAUUGAUUUUCGUCUAGAAAUCUCUGAAAAUUCUGAAUUUUGGCCCUUGUUUUGUUGCAACGUGGAUUUUUCAAAAUAGAAAAAUUUCAGCUGAAAAUCCACGUGGCACAGUAAUCCAAAUUUUGACACGUGGAAAGUUUGAAAAUUAGCUGAAUUUAUCAAUUUUCAAAGCCCUAGAAUUCUUUAGCUCCAGAAAAAUUGAAAAUAACUAAAAUUUGUGAUUUUUUACUGAAAAUAUCCUAAUUUUAAAGUUUUCAAGCCAAAUUUGAUCUGAAAUUCAACUAAAAACCUGAAUUUUGGCCCUUAUUUCGCUGCAACGUGGAUUUUCUAAAUUUUGACACGUGGAAAGUUUUUGAAUCUACAAAAUACUACAGUAACGUUGGAAAUUGGUGCGAAAACCUAAAUUUUAAGCUCACGAAAAAGCCACGUGGAUUUUUAGAUUUUAGAGUUUCAGCUAAAAUUCUGACAAAAUCAAUUUUUUUCAGAAAAUUUUUCCACGUGGAUUUUUAGAUUUCAAAGUUUUCAGCUAAAAUUUAAAAAAAAAUCAAUAAUUUUUCAAAUUUUUCUAGGAGCCAGCCGCUGAAAACGGAGCCGCCGCCGCCGAAGAAGAAGAGGAGCCAGUGAAGCCGAAAAAGAAGAAGGUUGUUGUCAAACAAGAGGAAUCGAGCAGCGAUAGCGAAUAA
Caenorhabditis angaria is the source of this 4599-nucleotide messenger RNA. Lineage: Eukaryota; Metazoa; Nematoda; Chromadorea; Rhabditida; Rhabditidae. The record is from the annotation of a GenBank genome assembly.